AUGGACAUACCAUCACAAACCAUGAUAAUGGAUACCCCCUCUUUCGCAAGAUCCGUCUUUCAGCGUACUUCAACAGACAACUUUGGAGAAGACGCCGUGUUUGUGAUGGGAAACUGGUCCGCUCCCCAUGCUAGGUAUCAUGAGCCCAUCCGUGGCCUUGGUUUCCGAAGACUCCUCAAGAAACAUGGGUUACAAGUCUAUCUUAUAGACGAGUACAAGACCAGUAGAUGCGCCAAUCUAUACUGUAGACCCGCCAUGGCAGCUCCAGAUAGAUAUUGCUUUUGGAACAGGGAUGUUGCUGCUUGCCUCAACUACAUGCACAUCCUUCGUGAGCUUCGACGUAAUGGCAUGGUUCCUUAUAGGUUUCACCGGGCUGCUGUUGCUCAUACAAGACGUCGAAGAAGAGUGAACGAUCAGGAGCAACCAAGAACUAGAAUACGUUUAGACGAUGAUUCUCCGUCCUAG
Messenger RNA from Rhizopus microsporus ATCC 52813, 465 nucleotides. RefSeq lists its product as uncharacterized. NCBI's taxonomy places the organism in Eukaryota, Fungi, Mucoromycota, Mucoromycetes, Mucorales, Rhizopodaceae. The record is from RefSeq and is a predicted model, not a curated record. The transcript is spliced from 3 exons. Bases 1 to 465 code for a protein of 154 amino acids.